Molecule: messenger RNA, 1230 nt
Organism: Nicotiana attenuata
Lineage: Eukaryota; Viridiplantae; Streptophyta; Magnoliopsida; Solanales; Solanaceae
Exons: 5
Coding region: 45-731 (228 amino acids)
Source: RefSeq, a predicted model, not a curated record
UCUGCGCUCAACAGCUGCAGCAACAACAUCAAAUAAACGGGGCCAUGGCAGUUCCAACUAUAACCUCUCUCUCAAAAUUGCCCCUUUUUUCCCAACCAAAACGAACCCAAUUCAGCUCACAAACUGCUCCUUCCAAAUUUCUCCUCUCCUUAAAGCAAAGGUCUCUACUUACAGUUCCCAGUUACAGCAGCUCAUCUCAGAACUUGAAAAAUGCUGUCACUAUUUUGGGGGUUACUGGAAUUGCUUUAGCCACACUAAUGGUGGGACCUGCCACUGCCACUGCUUCGGAAUUAGCUAUAAUGGGUUCUUCUUUCCAAUUCAAUGAACCCUCUAAUGCUCUCUCCUUACCCACCUGGGCUAUUCAUGUUUCCAGCGUUGUUGAAUGCAUCUAUAUUACUCAACGUCUCAAACCCAUAAGAAGGAAAUCAAAUAUAUCAAGAUGUGAGAGUAUAGAGGUAUAUUUAGCCAUACGAAAAAUGGUUACUGCAAUGGCUCUGGUUUGGCAAUACGGGGAGAAGUCUGGGAAUGCUUCUUGGAAGGGACUCUCUUGGGGCAUGGUGCCCCUGCUAGGUGGAGCAUUUUGUGCCUGCACUUGGCAUUUCUUUUACAACUCAGAGUCCCUUGAGGUAUUAGUGGCUCUACAAGCAGCUUUGACAGUUCUUGGUAAUGCCACAAUGUGCGUCGCUGCAUUUCGUAUAUACAGAUCACAGGAGCAAUCAAAAGAAUUAUGAGCAUUGAGUUUGGUGUACUUUCCCAACUUUCAUCACUCAUUCAGCUUCCUUAUCUACAUGGUACUUCAUCCGAUUUCUUGCAGUCUCUUUUUCAUCUUCAAAUGGGACAGAAACUUUAUUCGUCGACAAAGCUGAUUGUUUUGGCAGAAGAAGAAACAUGGUAUGAGAAUCCUGUUACAUAUCAGACCAAUUUGACACUAAGUAUAUAAUAUAGGAUAAAGUAGAUUUUCCAUGGUUUUAAGUAAAAAGCUUUUAGCGACAUCUACCAGUGUGGAUGGCACUGUCCCUGGAAGAUUUAAAUUAAUUCUGUCUUUUUGGUGGAUGGUGAGUUUGUCAAGGUAGUUUCUUGACUUUGGCCUUUCCAGUUUGCAUUGUUGUACAUUCUUUGAACAGCUCCUUUUAGACAUCUAAAGAUGGCCAUUAUUGACUUUCUAGGAACUGUUGUUGUCAAAUGAAUCAUAUCCGACAUCUUCAACAUGUUCACUGUUUAUGUACUGUA